Coffea eugenioides is the source of this 1459-nucleotide messenger RNA. Its product is annotated as monooxygenase 2-like. The coding region runs from base 1 to 1245 and encodes 414 amino acids. The record is from RefSeq and is a predicted model, not a curated record. The transcript has 6 exons. Gene Ontology annotation, molecular function: FAD binding. NCBI's taxonomy places the organism in Eukaryota, Viridiplantae, Streptophyta, Magnoliopsida, Gentianales, Rubiaceae.
AUGGAGAUAGAUGAGGAUAUUGUGAUAGUUGGUGCUGGGAUUUCCGGCCUCGCUGCAUCUUUAGGCCUGCUCAGGUAUGGACUGCACAGCUUAGUUUUGGAAUCAUCAGAGAGUUUGAGAUCGACAGGAUUUGCUCUUAUGCUGUGGACCAACGCGUGGAGGUCACUGGACGCUCUGGGUGUUGGAGAUCACCUUAGACAGUGUUCUCUGCCAUUCCGUGGGUUUCAAACAGCUGAUGUAAAUACAGGCCUGCCAACCGAAGAGCUUAUACUUCAAGAAAGUACAUAUGGAAAUUAUGAAGCCCGAUGUGUCAGAAGAAAAGACUUACUAGAAACCUUAGCAAAAGAGCUGCCGGAAGGAACUAUCAGGUAUUCUUCCAAGGUUGUUUCAAUUGAGAAAUCAGGACAUUUAAAGUUGGUGCACCUGGCUGAUGGCUGUGUGAUCCGGGCUAAGGUCUUGAUUGGCUGCGAUGGAGUCAAUUCAGUUGUGGCAAAGUGCUUAGGUUUUAAGAAACCGAUCGGAGUUGGGCGAUCAGCAAUUAGGGGAUAUGUAGAGUUUCCGGCUGCCCAUGGUUUUAAGCCACAGCUCUAUAUGUAUUUUGGAGGUGGUGUUCGCUUUGGAUUUGCUCCCUGUGAUGACAAAAGCAUAUAUUGGUUUUGCACUUUUAAACCAUCCACUGCAACUGGGUAUGAAAAUAUGUCAGACAAUCCUGUUCUAUUAAAGGAAUUUGUAUUAAGCAAGACAGCCAACGUUCCAAAGGAAGUGUCUGGCAUUGUCGAAAGAACUAAGCUCGAAUCAAUCUCCUGUGCUGAGCUAAAAAUGAGACUACCAUGGGAUAUUUUGAUAAGGGACUUUGCAAAAAGCAGCAUUUGUUUGGUUGGUGAUGCGCUUCAUCCGAUGACCCCAGAUCUUGGACAGGGUGGUUCUUCAGCAUUGGAAGACUGUAGUAUCCUUGCCAGGUGCAUCGGAGAAUCUUUUCCAGGGAUGAUGAGUAGAAAAUUUGAAGAGAAAAGAGAUGACGUCGACGUUAAAAUUGCAGCAUUCAACAAGGGCCUAGAGAACUAUGCGAAAGAGAGGAGAUGGAGAAGCUUUAGUCUUAUAUCGACUGCCUAUAUGGUUGGCUUGAUUCAAGAGAGUGAGAACAAGUUGAUUCGCUUCUUCAGAGAUAGGUUCUUCUCAAAAUAUACUGGUGCCACUGUGUUGAGGAUGGCUGAUUUUGAUUGUGGAAAACUUAAUAUCCCUUGAGAUGGAGCUGAAGUGCAUUCAUCUGCCUCGAAUGUCUUUAAAAAAUAGACAUAAUCUUGUAUUAAUUUAUUUCUAGUUAAGUUGGUAGAGGCCUUCUAGCUGUUAGGAUCAGGGGCUUCUCCAGUUAAAAUUUUGUCCAAUUCUGUCCAGUUGUGAAAUUGUAUGAUAUUUAGUGUAAAAUGUUACAAUUUUGGUGUAAAUGUGAAUCAUGUCA